GCUCGAGGAGAGAGUGCAGCUCCGUCAUCCUCUUUGCAGAGAGACAGAGAGGAGGGAGGGAGGCAGAGGGAGGAGUGAAGCCAGCGACUGAACGAAUGAGAGUCAGGCAGAGCGGAGCGGCACAACAAUAGUGGGCUGCUCUUCUGGCUGUGGACUCACAGAGACAGAGGGAGCUCAGAGGAACACACAGACGCUCUGUAAAGCAGCUGCAGGCAGAUUACAGCUGGCGUUUACAUACAGGCGUUACAGGCUACUCACUUUUGUUUUUCCUCUUGCUGUCUCUGUGGCGAUCAUUCUUCACCAAACCACAGAAUUACCAAAUAUUGACGCAGGAGCAUUUUAGGAAUUUUUGUGGUCAUUGCAUGGCAUUUUGGCCAUAUGCUGACUUGAGGAACGUGGCUACAGACAUUUUGGACUAGUUUUUCUUGUACCGUGUCCAUUUCUGUGAGGGUCACCGCUUGGACACUGGAACAGCCGACUCAACCAGAGUGGACUUUUGUGGACUUGGGAUUUUUACACUCGGACUGAGGGAUCACCUCGAUCACCCCUCGAAAGAGAACACUCCUGUUUGUUUGUUCUGACAUUUUUUGUGUGGAAGGGGUCGCUCCAUCCCUGAAGGAAGGAGCAGCAGAGCAUUUGUUGUGUGUGUCUGCGUGAGACAGAGUGUGUUCUGGGGGAUGCCUCUGGAUGUGGUGAUUGCCCCAGCGGAGGACUGUUUUUGGCCGGACCUGCAGGACACAGACAUGAGGCUGAAGAUCAGGGUCCGCCGGAUGAAGGAGGGGAGAGAGCUUCGAGUUAAUUUGUUUAGAGAGGCAGAAUAGGAAGAAGGAGGAUUAAGAGGAUGACAUCAUGAAGACGAGAGGCGAUGAAGAGGAAAGAGAGGAGAGAAAAAGGGCUCUGGGGGGAAGAAUGAGAGCUGUGACCCGCGGAGGCUUUGCAGCUUUCUCCUCCUGUUUCCCUGGCCUGUGUGAGGGGAAGCCUGCCACUGCUCUGCCUAUGAGCUUGUCCCAGCCCUGUUUGCCUGUGGCUAAUGUAGGGCCCACUCGCAUCCUGCCGCACCUCUACCUGGGAUCACAGAAAGACGUCCUCAACAAGGAUCUGAUGGCUCAGAAUGGGAUCACCUACGUGCUGAAUGCCAGCAACACCUGCCCCAAGCCAGACUUCAUCAGCGAGAGCCAUUUCAUGCGCAUCCCAGUAAACGACAACUACUGCGAGAAACUGCUUCCCUGGCUGGACAAAACUAAUGAAUUCAUAGACAAAGCUAAGGUGUCAAACUGCAGAGUCAUUGUGCACUGCCUGGCUGGAAUCUCACGUUCAGCAACCAUCGCCAUUGCAUACAUCAUGAAGACAAUGGGCUUGUCAUCAGAUGAUGCCUACAGGUUUGUAAAGGACAGAAGACCGUCCAUAUCACCCAACUUUAACUUUUUGGGUCAGUUGCUGGAGUUUGAGAAGGGCCUGCGGUUACUCCAAGCUUUAACCUCUGAUGACAAGAACUCUGACAACACUAAGCAAAGCUCAGAGGUUAAUGGGGUCUCCACAGGGUUCGAGAUGAAUGGUCACCACAGCAACUAUGAUUCAUCUGUGGCUGAGCCCCACAUCCCACCAGAACCCAAGCUGCUGUCACCCACAUCCCUCCAGCAAGGCUUCAACGGCCUGCACCUCUCUGCAGAGAGGAUCAUGGACACUAACCGGCUCAAGCGCUCCUUCUCCCUGGACAUUAAGUCUGUCUACUCCCCUAACAGUCCCCACUGUCCCAGCCUGGCACCCACACACUCUGAAGACGUCCCCAAGCUGUGCAAGCUUGACAGCCCAGGAACAGGUACCUCCAACGGUGUCUGCUCUCCUGUCCUAGACAGCCCCAGCUCCUCCGAUUCACCAUUCCCCUCACCAGGCAGCGGGGGCAGCAUAGGAGGUUUGGGGCUUGGUGGAAGUGAAGGAGUCCAUCGGUCCGGUUCCUCCAGACCCAGGAGAAAAACCAAGCACAGCUGCGGCAGUUCCCCGGUCCACUCCCAACCAAACCAACCUCCACAGUCCCUCAACUUGUUGCUGGACCGCAAGAGCCCCAGCCUGGAUGAAAACCUGAAGGGCUCCCUGCUCCUCUCGCUCCCCUCUGUGCCCACAGUGGGGUCUGGGGCCAUGUGGACCAAACACAGAGACACUGUCCAGGCCACCACUCCCGUCACCCCAGUCACCCCAACCACAGAUGCUCCCUGGCACUUUGGGGCAGAGGAAGGGGGUGAGGGAGAGAUGGAGCUGGGAGGAGGAAGUGGAGGGGGAGAGGAGUCCUCGGUAAGGUUCGGUAGCAGCUCGGCGUAUGUGGCGUUCGGGUGCAGUGAAGGUGUGCGGUUACGAGACAAAUCCCAGAGGGAGAAGCCCUCAGCACCACAGACUCAGAGAGACCACCGGGACUCCACGUCGUCUCCAGCGGUGAUGUCCAGCAGCUCAAACAGCAGCGGACCUGCAUCAGAGAAGCAGUUCAAACGGCGCAGCUGUCAGAUGGAGUUUGAGGAGGGCAUCUCCGAGACGAGGUCCCGAGAAGAACUGGGGAAGAUCGGGAAGCAGUCAAGCUUCUCUGGGAGCAUGGAGAUCAUCGAAGUCUCCUGACAGAUAGUGGACAUUAUCAGAGCUGUCCCUUGGGGGCAAAAAUGGACCUGCUUAGAGGGAGUGCAAGAAGAGGACAAAUGAGGUGGAGCAGAAGAGAUUUUUUUGUGCUCCCCUUAAAGACAGUGUUAAAGACUCCAACUAAGAGAAGGACACAAACAAGCUGAGAGUUAAUGUGAAAAGGUUAGCAAGCGAAUGAGCAUUCGCACCUGGACAGACAGAGCCUCAGAUGUGGUGCUUAGCAGACCAUACCCAUCCUGAACUCUUAUACAAAUUUGCAGAAAAGUGUGAGGGAGGGAGAGGUGAAGGGGGAGACUGUAGGUACUGAAACUCUUUCUGUUUAUGAGCUCUGUCACAGAUCAAAAGAAACAACCCAGGGCAAAAUGUCAUGUUGCAUCCUUAAUAUAUAGAAUUCCCUUAUUUUGACAGAGUUCAGACACAAACUGCUUGCCUGUGGUCAAAUGUGGUGUGCUUCAGUGGGUGUAUAGCUUGUGAUUUGCACCGAGCCCCAUUUUUCCUCCCAGAGCUUCACCCCAGCGUCAGAGAGCCUCAGAACCUCGCACGGCUUUGUGUGCACCUUUCCCACCGGCUCUGCCUGCUACAGACUCUGUAUAACAGCAUCAACAUCAGUAGCGGACUCCUUUACAGCACCGUCUACUCACACCACCACAGCACAAGGC
Amphiprion ocellaris (clown anemonefish) is the source of this 3281-nucleotide messenger RNA. It is a transcript of the gene dusp8a, whose product is annotated as dual specificity phosphatase 8a. Bases 850 to 2604 code for a protein of 584 amino acids. NCBI's taxonomy places the organism in Eukaryota, Metazoa, Chordata, Actinopteri, Pomacentridae. Gene Ontology annotation, molecular function: protein tyrosine/threonine phosphatase activity; MAP kinase tyrosine/serine/threonine phosphatase activity. Gene Ontology annotation, cellular component: cytoplasm. The transcript is spliced from 6 exons. The record is from RefSeq and is a predicted model, not a curated record. Gene Ontology annotation, biological process: protein dephosphorylation; negative regulation of MAPK cascade.